AGAAGGGGAAGCCUACAAGAUUUAUUUACCAAAAUAAGCAACUGGGUUAUUGGUUGGUGAAGAGGAGAGAAGUGAAGUGGUGCUGUAAUGGCCGCAAGUAAGGAAGAGUUAACCCUUCUGGGAGUUAUGGGAAGCCCAUUUCUGCACAGGGUUCAGAUCGCUCUCAAAUUGAAGGGAAUAGAAUACAAAUACGUGGAAGAUGAUUUGAACAACAAGAGUGAUCUUCUCCUCAAGUAUAACCCAGUUUACAAAAUGAUUCCUGUGCUCGUUCACAACGACAACCCAAUAUCAGAGUCUGUUGUGAUUCUUGAGUACAUCGAUGACGCAUGGAAACACAACCCCAUCUUGCCUUCAGAUCCUUACCAGAGAGCCCAGGCUCGUUUCUGGGCCAAGUUCAUCGACGACAAGUGUGUGGCUCCAGCAUGGAAAUCUGCCUUCAUGGUUGAUGAGACAGAGAAAGCAAAAGCUAAAGAAGAGUUAUUUGAGGCUCUUGGGUUUCUAGAGAAUGAGCUGAAGGGGAGGUUUUUUGGUGGGGAUGAGAUUGGUUUUGUGGAUAUUGCUGCAGUGUUCAUACCUAUUGUUCAAGUGAUUGCAGGGUUGCCAUUGUUCUCGAGUGAGAAAUUUCCGAAGUUAUUUCAAUGGUGCCAAGACUUUCACAACCAUCCACUGGUGAACGAGGUUCUGCCUACUAAAGACCAACUUUCUACCUAUUUCAAGGCUCGGGUUCAAAGCCUUGCUCCUAAAAACAAAAAUUAGUACAUUAUAGUUAGAUUCAAUUCCAAAGAAUGUUUAUUCAAUUCCAAAAUAUCAUUGUUCUUAUUUUAAUUUCGAGAUUGUACUGUACCACGUGAAAGCUACUCGUUUGUUUCUGGUUAGUUUUUGUGGUUAUAUUUUCCUUUUAAAAUGAAGCACGUGAUGACUUAGGAUUUCCCCAUGUCAAAAAAAAAAAAAAAA
This is a messenger RNA of Vigna unguiculata (cowpea), 954 nucleotides long. RefSeq names its product putative glutathione S-transferase. Gene Ontology annotation, biological process: glutathione metabolic process. Gene Ontology annotation, molecular function: glutathione transferase activity. The record is from RefSeq and is a predicted model, not a curated record. Lineage: Eukaryota; Viridiplantae; Streptophyta; Magnoliopsida; Fabales; Fabaceae. Gene Ontology annotation, cellular component: cytoplasm.